Aspergillus melleus is the source of this 363-nucleotide messenger RNA. RefSeq names its product THUMP domain-containing protein. The transcript has 3 exons. The record is from RefSeq and is a predicted model, not a curated record. Gene Ontology annotation, molecular function: RNA binding. The coding region runs from base 1 to 363 and encodes 120 amino acids. Lineage: Eukaryota; Fungi; Ascomycota; Eurotiomycetes; Eurotiales; Aspergillaceae. Gene Ontology annotation, biological process: tRNA modification.
AUGCGGUCGAUACGAAAGACGCUCAGCGUUGACCUCGAAGAAUUUGCCGCGGAAAUCCUGAAACCCCACUUUCACUCCGGCGGCCCUCCCAAAAAGUUUGCGAUUCGACCCGUGGUGAGGGGCAACUCGAAAUUCAACAGGGAUAUUCUCAUCAAAACCAUUGCUCAAGUGGUCGGACCGGACCAUACCGUUGACCUCAAGAACUACGACCUUCUCAUUCUGGUUGAAGUGGUGCAGAACCUGAUCGGAAUGAGCGUCAUGGGGUCGGACUAUGAUAAACUAAAGAAAUAUAAUCUCGCCGAGCUCUACAAGCCGUCGGCGAAAACCGAAGCGAAAGCCGAAGCGCCCGAGGCGAAGGAGUAA